UGGCAACGUCAUUAGCAGCCGAGUUCCAAACUAAAAUUUAUUGUCAUUCGUUGAUCUUUCCAAUAUACUAAAUAUCUGCUGAAACUAGUAUGUCAAUAAAACCUGUUUUUGCAUCGAAAUAAUAUAAUCAAACUAAUUAACGUUCAUCACAGCAUUUAGUAACGAAAAAUCGACGUUCCGGCAACCCUUACCUCAGUAACUGGUGCAGUAACCAGUAAUCUUACAUCGUAGUAGCGCCACACUAUGAACGAACGCGUAGUAGACUUCAGCAGCAGCAGUCCGCUUCAUUCAACACGACCUCCGCAAGGUAGUGUGUGAGAGCUCCCGGUAUCAGUAGUGUGAUCGUAGCGCUAGCGAGCGACUCGGGCAGCAAACACGCAGGAAGGAUAGAUAGACACAGCAAAAUCGUCGCCGCUGGUUACAGCUUAGUACCACCGUGGACUCUUGGUUCGGUUCAGUUCUCGAAGACCCACGCGUGUGAGCGGUAACGAACUAACGCGUGCUCUCGGACACUCAGCGAGUAUUGGAAUCGGUUAGGAGAAGUAAAGAAAAACGAAUUAGGCCAUCGAAAACCGGACUUACGAUUGCCAGGAACCGAAACCGAGGAGCGUAACAAUCGCAGAUUGCUUUGUUGUAACCAAAAUAAACAAACUUGGAGGCCGUCGUUGGUUUCAAUCGUUACCUGUGAAGUAAAAGAAAAUCCGUUGAUUGACUGGUGAAUUCAAAACAACAGUGUGAUUGUGAAUCCCUGUGUACAUCUUAUAGUAUUCCGCUAGGCUAGUUUAGUCUUAAAGUGUAACCCGGAGGGGUUUAGAUUUCUCACCCGUGUUCAUCCUGAUCCAGCGGCAACAUGGAGAUGACGACAAAAACAAAAGACGGUCGGGUCGUGACCACCUACCAGUUUCCGGUCCGGCCGGAAAAGAAGACCUUCGGGCAAAUUUUGUAUGACAAGGAAACGAAGAAGAUCCUGGGCCGAACCACCGACAUGUGGGGCAAACUGUUUCUGUUUUACGCGAUUUUCUACAUACUGCUGGCGAUGCUGGUGGCAAUCUGCAUGCAAGGACUACUCUCGACGCUGAACCAGCAAUAUCCCAAAUGGCAGCUGGACGCGUCUAUAAUCGGUACGAGUCCCGGCGUGAACUAUCGACCAUUGCCAGCUACACCGGAAGAGGAAGCAAUUGUGCAGUACGUUGCCGCCAACCGAACCGACGUUAAGCUGUGGGUGGAUCGACUGAACGAAUUCCUGGCGCCUUACAACGAUCCAACAUUGCUUCCUGGUGGGGGCAAAAAUCAAGUGAUCUGCGAUUUCAACACUCCGCCAACAGGUGGAAAUGUGUGCGCCGUCGACGUCAGCAAACUUGGACCAUGUUCAACCAGCGAAGGUUAUAGUUACAACAAAUCUGCACCAUGCAUAUUCAUCAAAUUAAAUAGGAUCUAUGGCUGGACCCCAGAUUACUACGACGAUGCCAACGAUCUACCUCAGGCUAUGCCCACCGAGCUGGUAGACUACAUCAAAUCUAUUCCGGAAGGGCCGGAGCGCAAGCAAGUUUGGGUGUCCUGCAAAGGUUUGAAUGCCGCCGAUGUGGAAGCAUUGGGACCGGUUGACUACUAUCCGACCCGUGGGCUGGCUUCGUACUACUAUCCGUACACCAACAAGGCUGGUUAUCUAAGUCCCCUGGUUGCGGUCCAUUUUGCGCGUCCCACAGUAAAACGCAGCAUCAAUGUCGAGUGCCGUGUGUGGGCCAAGAAUGUGUUUUUCCAGGGAGGCCAGCGGGAUCGGCGAGGAUCGGUGCAGUUCGGACUGCAAAUCAACUAGACUAAAUUAGAAUAGUUACGUUUACGUUCUACCCGCGGAUUAAUUAUACGACGCGAUGCAACUUGAAAGUACGAACUGGAUUCAACGCGAUCAUUUAGAGCACCUUCGGCCCAUAUCGGAUGUACAUAUUGCUGUCUUCCGUAACAGUUAUUGUUAUUAUUUGUUUCUUCUUUAACUACACAGUAUAAUUAAUCGCCACGUUUAUGAUGGCGUUCGUUUAAAUUUGUUUUGGUAACUUAUUGUGCAUCAUCUUGUAAUUAUCAUCCCCAAAAACGAGAUGCGCAAAGAGAGACGCAACCGAAAACGGAAGAUGAAUUGUACAUUGGGGGAGCGAUCCAAUGAACUUGUUUACUUAACUGAAAUGUGAUUAGAGAUUUAUUAGAAUGGAAUAAAUAAAGAUGGUUUGAAAUUUA
Wyeomyia smithii (pitcher-plant mosquito) is the source of this 2229-nucleotide messenger RNA. Its product is annotated as sodium/potassium-transporting ATPase subunit beta-2-like. Gene Ontology annotation, cellular component: sodium:potassium-exchanging ATPase complex. Gene Ontology annotation, molecular function: ATPase activator activity. The record is from RefSeq and is a predicted model, not a curated record. The transcript has 5 exons. NCBI's taxonomy places the organism in Eukaryota, Metazoa, Arthropoda, Insecta, Diptera, Culicidae. Gene Ontology annotation, biological process: intracellular sodium ion homeostasis; potassium ion import across plasma membrane; intracellular potassium ion homeostasis. Bases 851 to 1816 code for a protein of 321 amino acids.